UUCAGCCAACCGCUACAAAAAAUUGUAGAACUGCAGAGAAAACAAAUCAAAGAAAUGAAUACUCUGAUUCCAGAGUCUGCGAAUGUCUCACUCCUGAAUUGCAUUGACCUUUCCAGUUCAGAUGUUCAGCUAUCCGUCUCCCUCCUUAAACAGGCAUGCUUGGAUUCUGGAUUCUUCUAUGUGAUCAAUCAUGGAAUCGAUAAGGAAUUCAUGGAUGAGGUCUUCUCUCAAAGCAAAAGAUUUUUCAAUUUGCCCGAGCAGGAGAAAAUGAAGCUUCUAAAGAAUGAGAAAAGUCGGGGCUAUACUCCGUUGUUUGAUGAAAACUUGAACCCUGCCAAUCAAAUUCAUGGGGACUAUAAGGAGGGAUAUUACAUAGGCAUUGAGGUGUCUGAAGAUGAGUCUGAUGCACAGAAACCAUUUUACGGCCCAAACAAGUGGCCAUCGGAAGAUAUUUUGCCCAGGUGGAGGAAAACCAUGGAGGAAUAUCACCAAGAGGCACUAGAGGUAUCGAGAUCCGUUUCCCGGCUGAUAGCCCUUGCACUAGGGCUAGAUAUCAACUUUUUUGAUCAACCUGAAAUGCUCGGAAACCCUAUUGCAACUUUGAGGCUGCUACAUUACGAAGGUCGAACUUCUGAACCUGCCAAUGGAAUUUUCGGAGCUGGUGCACAUACUGAUUAUGGUUUAAUUACCCUUUUGGCAACAGAUGAUAACUAUGGUCUUCAGAUAUGUAAAGACAAAGAUGCUAAGCCUCAGACCUGGGAGUAUGUACCACCAUUAAAAGGGGCAUUUAUAGUUAAUCUAGGUGAUAUGCUGGAGCGAUGGAGCAAUUGCCUUUUCAGAUCCACGCUGCAUCGAGUAUUGGGCAAUGGCCAAGAAAGAUACUCAAUAGCAUUUUUUGUCGAGCCUAGUCAUGAAUGCAUUGUUGAAUGUUUGCCAACAUGCCAAUCAGAGAAGAAUCCUCCAAAAUUCCCUCCAGUUAAAUGUGAAGAUUACCUCUCGCAGAAGUAUAAAGAUACCCAUGCCGACCUCAGUUUCUAUGCAUGAUAUUAUGCAUACAAAACCACCGAUGUUGAAGGCAGUUCUAUCCAAGCGAGAUUCUAUGAACAUGACUUUUAGUUAUCGAUGCUUUGAUUACUUUGUACAUGAAAUUUAGUGUCACUCCGUGUUGAUGUAAUUUAGUUCUACACACAGUAAUUAUACAUUCUUGAAGACAUUCUAGUUAUACAAAUCUAUACUAAGAUUGUGGUGGA
Salvia hispanica is the source of this 1250-nucleotide messenger RNA. Its product is annotated as kihadalactone A synthase LFS-like. The record is from RefSeq and is a predicted model, not a curated record. Lineage: Eukaryota; Viridiplantae; Streptophyta; Magnoliopsida; Lamiales; Lamiaceae.